Messenger RNA from Oncorhynchus tshawytscha (Chinook salmon), 3177 nucleotides. It is a transcript of the gene sv2, whose product is annotated as synaptic vesicle glycoprotein 2. Gene Ontology annotation, cellular component: membrane. The transcript is spliced from 13 exons. Gene Ontology annotation, biological process: transmembrane transport. The record is from RefSeq and is a predicted model, not a curated record. Lineage: Eukaryota; Metazoa; Chordata; Actinopteri; Salmoniformes; Salmonidae. The coding region runs from base 587 to 2242 and encodes 551 amino acids. Gene Ontology annotation, molecular function: transmembrane transporter activity.
UUAAAACAGGAAGUAGGUUCAGUUCACUCAGAGAGGAAGAGGCGAAGCAAGAGGGGUAACUUAGCCCAAAAUCUGUCUACUCCGGCAUGUGGCGUUUUUCCGCUCACCAAGCGAUUAGUUUUUGUAUGGAGGUCAAAUGAGAGUGUCGAAUUUGGUUAACAAAAAGUUGAAUGGUUUAUUUGCUACAUGUGGCUUAUUUGCUAUAAUCGAAGUUUUGUAAUGCGCCGUUUGUUAGGCGUGUACUGAUAUACGUAAGCCGUGUGACAUUCCGGCAACUUUGAGAAAAAACACCUCAUAUCGGAGUUGUGGGUGUUGUUCACUCACGUUUAGCCCUCUCAUUGGCUAGAAUGGUCCCAAUUGAUCUUGCCUCCUCCGUCUGCCUUCCUUUUUUUUUGAAGACAUUUAUUUUCAUUGUUAGAGCGGCCACUAGAGUAUCGGGUCAAUAUAAUGGAUCAUUUUUUGGUUCACUCCAUAACUGUGUGGAUAAAUAUGUGGUUCUCUGGUAAUACAGUUACUAUGCAUCAAGAAAGUCUCCACUGACAUGUAGUCUCUACAAAACAAGAGGUCGUACUGGUGCUUUAGCUUGAUGAAACAGCCGGCUAUGUCUCGACAUAUCCAUAUAGAGGCGUCCGGCGAUGAUGCAGCACGAGUGCCACUUCUCACUAGCCACCUGGAGCUAGCUAGCCUCGACUCGGAUGAAGGUGAAGUUAUUUUUGAGAGGCGUAUUGGAGAUAAUGCAAAUGAUGUUCAGAGAAGUACACAAAGAAAACGAACAUAUGAGGAAGCUGUUGAGGAAGCAGGUUUUGGUUUGUUCCAUGGGCUCCUGUUGGUGGUGUGUGGAUGGGCCAAUGCCAGUGAUGCGGUGGAGAUCCUGUGUGUUUCCUUUCUGCUGCCCACGGCCCGCUGUGACCUCCAUCUCAGCUCCUCAGACAUGGGGUUACUGACGGCCAACAUUUUCCUCGGAAUGAUGAUAGGUGGGUACAUGUGGGGUUACCUGGCUGACCAGAGGGGGCGUCAGAAGGUCUUGGUGAUGUCCCUGACAGUGAACGGAGUGUUUGGAGCGCUGGCCAGCUUUGCCCCAAGGUUCUGGCUCUUCCUUCUACUACGGUUCAUCAGCGGUGUAGGGGUGGGAGGUUCAAUCCCGGUCAUCUUCUCCUACUUUUCAGAGUUUCAGCCCCGGCUGAAGAGGGGGGCAAUGAUAAGUGCUCUGGCCACCUUCUGGAUGGCAGGGAAUAUUCUGGCAGCAGGCCUGGCGUGGUUGGUCAUUCCCCGGACCUGGGUCCGCUUUUCUCUGGGUGGGCUGGACUUCCAGAGCUGGAGGCUGUUUGUGGUGCUGUGCUCUGUCCCCAGCCUCACAUCGGCACUCAUCUUCAGUCUGGCCAUGCCUGAGAGCCCCCGGUUCCUCAUGGAGGCUGGCCGUGAGAUAGAAGCCCUACGUGUCUUCUGCAGGAUGUUUGCAAUAAACCACAGAGGCAGCCUCAAGACCUUCUCGAUUUGUGGGCUGCAUAUCCCUUCUGAGAAGAAAGAGAGGGAGACUAGGAGAGGUGGAACACACACUCAGCGCUUUGUCAACCUCCUCAAACAGUGCCUGGCACCAAUAAGACAGCUGUUUGUUGGAGAGUUGGCCUCUAGAAGUGUAUGUCUGGUCAUCAUAUUCUACUGCAUCUCAUUUGGAUACUAUGGGCUGUGGAUGUGGUUCCCAGAGCUUUUCAAGAGAGCAGAGGAUGGAGGCUCACCCUGUGCCAAUGUGUCUCGCUUACAAAGCCAUGACAACCAAAGCUGCUACCCAGUCAAAACGGCAGUAUACAUGGAGGGCUUUGUCACUGCAGCCUCAAACCUACCAGGGAACAUCUUCACUGUUCUCCUAAUGGAUGUCAUUGGAGGAAAGGCCCUGCUUUGUUGCAGCCUAUUGUUGUCCAGUGUGAGUGUGUUCCUCAUCUACGAGGUGAAGACGAAAGCACAGAGUCUGCUCAUCUCCUGUGUUUUUAGUGGAGUGUCUGUGGUGGCCUGGAAUUCCUUGGACGUGUUGGGCACUGAGCUCUACCCCACCCAGCUACGGUCCUCCGCUCUGGGCUUCUUCACAGGAAUAGGCAGAGUGGCAGCCAUCAUGGGUAACAUAGUCUUUGGCCAGCUGGUGGACACCAACUGUGCGAUACCAGUUCUACUUGUGUCUGCUUUGCUGCUGACAGGGGGGAUCACUGCCUUGCGCCUUCCACGCACUAAACAGGCAGAGCUCACCUGAGGCCUCUGUGAAAUGAAGUCCAGAAGACACACUUUUUCCCCCUGUUCAUAGUCCUCGCCAAGGGUUAUUCCCUGAAUCUAGUCUACCUAGAGAUGCCUUUUUCCUAUCAUGACCAAAGAUUGACGUAGAAAAGAUUUUAUAAAACGGACGUUGUGAAAUGCUGGAUUGCACAAGUGCACUUUGAGAAACCAUGUACCUUAAUGGUUUCUCAAUGAUUAACAAGUCAUUGACCAGAGAUAAUACAGUGAUCCUCAAAAGUAUGGGGACAGUGACACAUUUUUUCGUUGUGUAUUAAAAGUAGUUAAAAGUUGAGUAUUUGAUCACAUAUUCCUAGCAUGCAACAACUACAUCAAGCUUCUGAAUCUACAAAGUUGUUGGAUGCAUUUGCUGUUUUGGUGGUUUCAUUUCUAUUGGUCACAAAAUAAUCAAUGGUAAAUAAUGUAUUGUCAUUUUGGAUUAACUUUUAUUGUGAAUAAGAAUAGAAUAUGUUUCUAAACACUUCUACAUUAAUGUGAAUUAGUGUUGCAUGGUAUACCGGUAACACAGUAAUAUCACGGUACCAAAACAUCAUGAUACCAACAUUUAUAGAUUAUCAUUUCAUAUAAUGCUAUCACAUUUUUCAGUCCUACCAAUCUAAGGCACUGGCACCUUUUAUAAAAUGUGUAUCAAGUCAGUUUUGUUUAUAAAUUCUGUAAAAAAAUAAAUAAAUGCAACUAGUCUCUUGUAUGCGCUGGUCCAAUAAUGUCCACUUAACUUUCAUGCCAUAUCACAUGUAGUAGCUUUAAUCUGCCAGCCCAUCCCAUUCCAGCCAUCACUCACCGGUUUCAAAGAUUUUACUGAGUUACAGUUCAUAAAAGGAAAUCAGUCAAUUGAAAAAUGAAUUGGGCCCUAAUCUAUGGAUUUCACAUGACUGGGAAUACAGAUAUACAUCGAUU